UAUGGAGAGUGAAUGAGCAGGGCCCAGAAGGUAGACCUGGCACCCAGCAUGUGAGGCCUUGAGGGACACCACAGGACUCUCCUUCUUCCCCACAAGUUGGGCCCACACUUGGAGAGGAGCUUGAGUAGCAUUGCCACCCCAAGGCAUCGGGGCCUCCGGAGCACCCCUCUGCUUCUUUUUAACUGUCUGGCCUGCCUGGUCCUUCCUGCCUGCCUUUACGCUGUGCAGUGACUGUCAAAAGAUUUGGAGCUCUUUUGGCUGGCUCUUUUGCAGCAAUGGCCCAAACUCUGGACUUGAUCCCCUGGCCCCCAGAUGCCAGCCCCAUCUAUGCAGCACCCGCAGUUCUCAUUCCGCUGGAGCCCAGGAAGACCAUGUUAGCUGGAGUGAAGGAGCACCUCUACCACCCCUGCCUGCCAACGCUGAGGCGCAUGGACAUGGACACCGUGGCCAACAGGCUCACUGACCAGCACUCCAGGACCAGCACCACCUGCUCCAAAGAGGAUUUCCAAGGGGCGACCUUCACCGUGGCCGGAGUGCCCAGCAGGCCCGUCCCUUCCCUGGGCAUGUCGGAGCUGCGGCAGUCGCUGGCCGGCCGUUACCGCGCGGGGAAGCUGGCGCCGCUGCCGCCCAGCACCAACCAGGAGGAGUGGCCCGGCUACACGCGCGCCAUGCAGGACUGGUCCCGCUUCGUCUCCGCCGCCGGCGAGUUGGCGCUGCCCAGCCACCGCGGCAAAGUUCUUGGCUUCAGCUGUUAUGCCGUCAGAUACUUAAAACCAGACGUCACUCAAACCUGGAGGUAUUGCCUCAAUCAGAAUCCCAGCCUGGAUCGAUACGGACCAAAGCCUCUUCCUUACAACACAGUGAACACCUACAGGAGCUUUGGAACUGCCCACAGCCGCUCUCACUAUCUGGAGCCCUGGCGCUAAGGAGCCGGUCCAUAAAGAGGCCUGAGGCCUGGGAUGAGCCUUUGCCCAGCUUUUGAACAUCCAGAAACAAUAAAAGCUACUAGCUGCCUCAAGAGGAGACGUGGCCGAGGAAGGCAUCUCCCAGGCAGGCAAAUCA
Pantherophis guttatus is the source of this 1062-nucleotide messenger RNA. RefSeq names its product sperm microtubule inner protein 8 (gene SPMIP8). NCBI's taxonomy places the organism in Eukaryota, Metazoa, Chordata, Lepidosauria, Squamata, Colubridae. The record is from RefSeq and is a predicted model, not a curated record.